Molecule: messenger RNA, 1443 nt
Organism: Eleginops maclovinus (Patagonian blennie)
Lineage: Eukaryota; Metazoa; Chordata; Actinopteri; Perciformes; Eleginopidae
Gene: c2h11orf96
Product: chromosome 2 C11orf96 homolog
Exons: 1
Coding region: 266-646 (126 amino acids)
Source: RefSeq, a predicted model, not a curated record
AGAGCUGUCGGUGGCAUUAACCUCAGCAGACUGAGAGUCACACAUACAAACAAGAAAGAGAAGAGACAUCAGGCAGCGGAGGCAAACAGAAGAAUAUCAUCGAGCAGCUCAAGACUUCAGACGACUUGGAGGUUUAAGGAGUUUUGUUUGACUUGAGCAAAACUUGAAGUAGGAAAAAGCAAGGAAAGACACUUUUGAGACCAGCACAGGUUGUCACACUUUCUUGCAACUAAUUUCCUACCAAUUUUGGGCUUCUUCUCCACCAAUGGCUGCAGUGCGUCAGAUGGUUAUGGAGGCCUCUGGCUUCCACGUCCUGCCAGCUCACCUUAUGGCCUCGGCCAUGGAGGAGUUCCCCCAGCAGCUUCCUGUCCCCAAGGGCCCAGCGAGGGGCAAGAGCCGCUCCCGGAGACCCCGUGAGGCCCGCUUCAAAACACAACCUGUCACCUUUGCUGAGAUUGCGGAGGUGGAGGAAGAGGGUUCCUCCCCCCUGGAGGAGGAGAGGGCACGCCGGUCCUUCCUGCAGUCGUUGGAGAACCUUAGGCGGAGCACACAGACCCUCCACUGCCCGCCAUCUGCCCAUCACAGCUGCACCCCUACUCCUACACAGGCCAGCAUGGACUCCAGUGACUCCGACUCCACCCACUGAGAUGUGGUGGUCCAUGUUCCUCCCUUUCACCUUGACGCCGCUUCAAAGGAGGCCAACUGAACUGAACCAAACUGGCCUGUCUAGCAGCCUGCAGUAAGCUGCUGCUGCUGCUGCUGCUGCUGCUGCUGCCUGCAUUUAUUAUAUACUAACAUAUCAACAUACAGUAUGCACAUCUGUAAAGAUACCUGUGCCACAGACUGGUUAAACUGCUGUAUAGAUAUGAUGAGUCAGAGAGUAGCAGGUGACGCUGUGUUGAACACACUCUUCAAAUGUAUUCCUUUUCUACUGUAGACGUCUACAAGGAAAACUUGAAUGAUGAAAGCUGGUUGAGAUCUUUUUCCAUUUUAAAGAUGUAUAGGUAUUUUUGUUUCAAUCCAGAUUUUUCUACUUGACAGGUCACUAUAGAGAGGAGUGCUCGGUUAGUAUUAUGACUUUCGACACGGUAAAUACUUUGACUAAGCAAUGUAAGCAAUUGGGAGUGACCCGUCUGUCACUGAAGCAGUAGAGAACACAAAGCUUUUUCAGGAGUUCAAGCUCUUGCUUUCCACAGUGAUUGAACUGUCUGCUGUCCACAGAGCAAACACAAUGCCUUUCUAAAUGUCUUUAUUUAUUCUCUUGUUUUGUUCAUAACCAAGUGGAGUUGUAGAUGUGAUACUUUAUUGCUCUUACUGACUUCUAAAGUCUCCUCGACUUUCAAAGAAAAUCAUAACCUUUAUACUUUAUUUUUAUUUUACUUUAUACAUGUAUGUUUCAAUGUUUGGUAUCUGUACUUUAAUAAAUAUUUUCAAGUAUAUUGA